AUGGAAAAUCAAACAUUCAUUGUUCUGUCUAUAUUCCUUUCUCUCCUCCUUACAAAUGCUUCUGCUCAAAAUCCUCAACUUAGACAAAACUUUUACCAGAACAUAUGUCCUAAUGUAGAAUCACUCGUCCGCUCUGCUGUCCAAAAGAAGUUCAGCCAGACCUUUGUGACUGCCCCGGCAACUCUUCGACUCUUCUUCCAUGAUUGCUUCGUUCGGGGAUGUGAUGCUUCUGUGCUGCUUUCAUCCUCAAGUAACAAUGCAGAGAAGGAUCACCCUGAAGAUAUGUCACUUGCCGGAGAUGGAUUUGACACUGUGAUCAAAGCAAAGGCAGCUGUUGAUAGCAAUCCACAAUGCAGAAACAAAGUUUCAUGUGCUGAUAUACUAGCCCUUGCAACUAGAGAUGUUGUAGCCUUGGCUGGGGGGCCAUCUUAUAAAGUUGAAUUAGGAAGACGUGAUGGGAGGAUAUCGACUAAGGCCAGCGUUCAACACAAACUCCCUCAACCUAGUUUCAACUUAAACCAGCUGAAUUCAAUGUUUGCUUCACAUGGUCUAUCCCAGACUGAUAUGAUUGCAUUGUCAGGUGCACAUACACUUGGAUUCUCUCAUUGUAGCCGAGUUUUCGACCGAAUAUACAAAUUCAAGUCUCCAAACAGGAUUGACCCAACUCUAAGUCGGCAAUAUGCUAUGCAGCUUAGACAAAUGUGCCCUGUUAAUGUUGACUCCAGGAUUGCCAUUAACAUGGACCCGACCACACCCCAGAAGUUUGACAAUGUCUACUACAAAAACCUCCAGAAUGGAAAGGGCUUGUUCACCUCUGAUCAGGUUCUGUUUACGGAUUCAAGAUCAAAGGGCACUGUGAACCUAUUUGCAUCAAACAAUGCAGCCUUCCAACAAGCAUUCGUGGCUGCUAUAACUAAGCUAGGCCGAGUUGGGGUUUUGACCGGUAAACAAGGUGAGAUUCGGCGAGAUUGUUCCAAUGUAAACUAA
Dovyalis caffra is the source of this 987-nucleotide messenger RNA. NCBI's taxonomy places the organism in Eukaryota, Viridiplantae, Streptophyta, Magnoliopsida, Malpighiales, Salicaceae. The record is from the annotation of a GenBank genome assembly.